Messenger RNA from Papaver somniferum (opium poppy), 1212 nucleotides. Its product is annotated as non-functional NADPH-dependent codeinone reductase 2-like. Gene Ontology annotation, cellular component: cytosol. The transcript is spliced from 4 exons. NCBI's taxonomy places the organism in Eukaryota, Viridiplantae, Streptophyta, Magnoliopsida, Ranunculales, Papaveraceae. Gene Ontology annotation, molecular function: aldose reductase (NADPH) activity. The record is from RefSeq and is a predicted model, not a curated record. Bases 1 to 939 code for a protein of 312 amino acids.
AUGGAGAGUGGUGAUGUACCUGUAAUAAAUUUAUGUUCAGGCAGAGGGAUGCCAAUUUUGGGUAUGGGAACGGCUGAAAGUCUUCUUGAGGGAUCUGAACGAGUGAAAUUGGCGCUUGUAAAAGCGAUUGAGGUGGGUUAUAGACAUUUCGAUACAGCUGCUAUUAACCAAACUGAAGGGUCUCUAGGUGAAGCUAUAGCUGAAGCACUUCAACUUGGCAUAAUAAAAUCUCGAGAUGAACUAUUCAUCACUUCCAAGCUCUGGUGCACCGAUGCUCACCCUGAUCGUGUCUUCCUUGCACUUCAGAAUUCUCUGAGCAAUCUUAAACUGGAGUAUCUGGAUCUAUAUCUGAUACAUUAUCCAGUAAGCUUGAGUCCAGGGACGGUUCUGCCAAUGGACUACAAGUCUGUAUGGGCAACCAUGGAAGAGUGUCAGAAGCUUGGGCUCACAAAGUCAAUCGGCGUCAGCAACUUCUCCUGCAAGAUUCUUGAAGAGCUAAUGGCCACAGCGACCAUCCCUCCUGCUGUUAAUCAAGUGGAGAUGAACCCGAUGUGGCAACAAAAGAAACUAAGGGAUUACUGUAAGGCCAACAAUAUCUUGGUUACUGCAUACUCGACUUUGGGAGGCAUAGGAACCUUCUGGGGAUCCAAUGCGGUUAUUGACUCUGGGGUACUGAACCAGAUUGCCUUGGCUAGAGGAAAAUCUGUUGCUCGGGUUAGCCUGAGAUGGGUUUACGAGCAAGGUGUGAGUCUUUUGGCGAAAAGUUACAAUGAAGAUAGAAUGAAAGAUAACCUGAAGAUAUUCGGCUGGAAACUGACCACAGAAGACUUGAACGCGAUUAGCAAGCUCCCACAACGAAGAAUAGCAGUUGCGGAUUUUCUGGUAUCAGUUGAUGGGCCGUUCAAGUCUUUAGCAGAGUUCUGGGAUAACGAACUCUGAAGCUUGACUGGCUAAUGGGUCAAUAGGUUUUGGCAGAGUUCUCAUAAGAAGUUUCCUAGGCAUCAAGAUAAACUCGUAAUGCACAUAUAAGAUGAUUUGUCCUUAGAGGGUAGAAUCAAUCUUUUUCGCUCGGAUUUACACCAAGAAUAGCUACCAAAGGCGUAUAAAAAGUUUUUCUUAACAAAGAAGAACAUACAAAGUCAUUAACGACCAUGCACUACAGUUCACAUAAGAUGAUUGUGAACAUUCAAGAAUCCUAUAAUAAUGCAUACU